Messenger RNA from Panthera uncia (snow leopard), 3510 nucleotides. It is a transcript of the gene DLGAP2, whose product is annotated as DLG associated protein 2. Gene Ontology annotation, molecular function: molecular adaptor activity. Bases 454 to 3393 code for a protein of 979 amino acids. Gene Ontology annotation, biological process: signaling. Gene Ontology annotation, cellular component: glutamatergic synapse; postsynaptic specialization. NCBI's taxonomy places the organism in Eukaryota, Metazoa, Chordata, Mammalia, Carnivora, Felidae. The record is from RefSeq and is a predicted model, not a curated record. The transcript has 14 exons.
GUCUGCCUCGCCCAGCACUCAGUACCUGUUCACCCCGUGUCCUUUCUUUGGAAGGUGAGGUACAGAAAAGAAGUGGGUACGCUGGUGGUGCCCAGCAGCUCAGCAAGUAGAAACACAUAUUUGGACUCAGCUCUCCACGUACGCGGGUCCUUGUAAACUUGUGCCUGAAAUGGGCUAAUCGUUGGAGCUGUUGCAGAUCUGCUCCUGCAACUUUUCACAGCAUGUCAGGGGACAGAAUAAAGAUGAUGUUCCAGUCAUUAGGAGCACUGCAAAGCCACCGGAAAUAAAUCCCAGUGCACCCUCUGCGGGGAGCCGGAAGAGGAAGAGGGCGGGGACCUGGUCCAGCCGGGCAUCAGCUUUCCGGGGCCGGCAGAGGAGGAUCUAGACCAGCAGUACUCAUGGUCCCCGACGCAGCACUUCAAUGAGGGAAGGUACUCGCCGGCUCCCAGGAACAUGAAGGGGCUGCCGGGGGGCCGGGCCCCAGCCCCGCUGUGCUCCGCCCACACCUGCGGCCUCGCGGGCCCCGAGGACUGCGAGCGCGCGCACGACCACCUGCACCAUGUGCAGGAGGCCAGGCAGCCCUACCUGCUCAGCCCGGUGGACGGCUGCCCCCUGGACCACCACCGCUGCUCCCCCGGCAGCUCUGUGCACUCGGAGUGCGUGAUGAUGCCCGUGGUGCUGGGCGACCACGUGUCCAGCAGCACCUUCCCCAGGAUGCACUACAGCUCCCACUACGACACGAGAGACGACUGCGCCGUGCCGCACGCCGGCGCCAGGGCCAACCGCAUCCCCGCCAACCUCCUGGACCAGUUCGAGAAGCAGGGGCCUCUGCACAGGGACGGGUUCCACACGCUGCAGUACCAGAGGACGUCCGCGGCCGCGGGGCAGCGCGGCGAGAGCCCGGGCAGGAUUCGGCACCUCGUGCACUCCGUGCAGAAACUCUUCACCAAGUCGCACUCGCUCGAGGGCCCCUCCAAGGGCCACGUCAACGGGACCAAGGGCGACGGCCGGGCGGAGGACCACCACCACACCCACCACCCCAAGCACGGCAAGAGGAGUAAAAGCAAGGAGCGGAAGCCCGACGGCAAGCCGCGGUCGGGCGCCAGCAGCUGGUGGAGCUCCGACGACAACCUGGACAGCGACAGCACCUGCCGCACGUCCAGCGUGGUCAACAGGCACCACGUGGACCACGUCUCCCACUGCUACCCCGAGGUGCUCCCGGGCCCCUUCGGGGACCUGUCCCUGAAGACGUCCAAGAGCAACAGCGACGUCAAGUGCUCGGCCUGCGAGGGCCUGACCAUGACGCCCGACACCAAGUACAUGAAGCGGAGCUCCUGGUCCACGCUCACCGUGAGCCAGGCCAAGGAGGCCUACCGCAAGAGCUCGCUGAACCUGGACAAGCCUCUGCUCCCCCAGGACGCCAAGCCCGCCCUGAGGCCGUGCCACUACCUGCAGGUGCCUCAGGACGAGUGGGGGGGGUGCCCCACGGGCGGCAAGGACGAGGAGAUCCCCUGCCGGAGAAUGAGGAGCGGGAGCUACAUCAAAGCCAUGGGCGACGAGGAGAGUGCGGAGUCCGACUCCAGCCCCAAGACGUCGCCCACGGCGGCCAUGCGGCCAGAGCCCCUGCUCAAGCCCAUCGGACCAAGGCCGCUGGCAGAUCUCCAAACCCAGAGCUACCUGCAAGCCGCAAGGGACGUGUCUGCUGCCCACAGCCUGGACCCCUCUGCCAAGUACAACUCCCCGAAAUUCCGCUCCCGGAACCAGAGCUACAUGAGAGCCGUCAGCACCCUGAGUCAGGCCAGCUGUGUGAGCCAGAUGAGCGAGGCAGAGAUGAACGGGCAGUUCGAGUCGGUGUGUGAAUCUGUCUUCAGUGAAGUCGAAUCCCAGGCCAUGGACGCCCUGGACCUUCCCGGAUGCUUCCGGACGCGCAGCCACAGUUACCUCCGAGCCAUCCAAGCUGGUUACUCCCAGGACGACGAAUGUAUUCCCGUGAUGACGCCCUCCAACACCACCCCAACUGUCAGGUCCACAGCAGCCGUGUCGUACGCGAAUUACAAGAAGACCCCGCCGCCCGUGCCCCCGCGCACCACGUCCAAGCCCCUGAUCUCGGUGACGGCGCAGAGUAGCACGGAGUCCACCCAGGACGCCUACCAGGACAGCCGCGCCCAGAGGGCGUCCCCGUGGCCCCAGGAUGGCCGCGGCCUCUACAACUCCACAGACAGUCUGGACAGCAACAAGGCCAUGAGCCUCGCCCUGGAGACGGCCGCGGCCCAGCGCCUGGCUGCCGAGGGCCAGAGCGGCUCCACGCGGACCAGCGACAAGGCCGUCCUGGUGUCCAAGGCGGAAGACUUCCUCAAGAGCCGGCGCUCCUCCAUCGGGAUCCAGGAUUCUGAAUUCCCAGAACAUCAGCCAUACCCAAGGUCAGAUGUGGAAACAGCCACAGAUUCGGACACGGAGAGCCGAGGCCUGCGGGAAUACCACUCUGUUGGCGUCCAGGUGGAAGAUGAGAAGAGACAUGGACGUUUUAAGCGCUCGAACAGCGUGACAGCCGCCGUCCAAGCAGACUUGGAGCUGGAGGGCUUCCCGGGACGCGUCACCAUGGAGGACAAGGGCCUGCAGUUUGGUCCCGCCUUCCAGCGGCACUCGGAGCCCAGCACGCCCACCCAGUACGGGGCGGUCAGGACUGUCCGGACCCAGGGGGUCUUUAGUUACAGAGAGGACUACAGGGCGCCCGUGGACACUGCCACCCUGCCCCCUCCCGAGCCCUGGCUGGAGCCGUGCGUCGAGACGGCAGACACCGGGAGGAUGUCUCCGUGCCGCAGGGACGGCUCGUGGUUUGUGAAGCUGCUACACACGGAGACCAAGAGGAUGGAAGGCUGGUGCAAGGACAUGGAGAGAGAGGCAGAGGAGAAUGACCUCUCGGAGGAAAUUCUCGGGAAGAUCCGGAGUGCCGUGGGGAGUGCACAGCUUCUGAUGUCCCAGAAAUUCCAGCAGUUCUAUUGGCUGUGCCAACAGAACAUGGACCCCAGCGCCAUGCCGAGACCCACGUCCCAGGACCUGGCGGGCUACUGGGACAUGCUGCAGCUCUCCGUCGAGGACGUCAGCAUGAAGUUCGACGAGCUGCACCAGCUGAAGCUCAAAGACUGGAAGAUAAUAGAGUCUCCGGAGAGAAAGGAAGAAAGAAAGGCCCCCCCUCCAAUACCAAAGAAGCCCCCCAGAGGGAAAUUUCCUGUCACGAGAGAAAAGUCCCUGGACCUGCCGGACAGACAGCGUCAAGAAGCCCGGAGGCGGCUCAUGGCUGCCAAGCGGGCCGCCUCCUUCCGCCAGAAUUCGGCCUCGGAGCGCGCAGACAGCAUAGAGAUCUACAUCCCGGAGGCCCAGACGCGGCUCUAGGGGCACCUUUGCCCUCUUUUCUUUUUAACAAGAUGCGUGUACAGUUUCUCACCCACCCGCUAAUUUUAGUCUUGUUUCUCCACCGAAUACACCCUGUUGUGUUCUCUGUGCCAUAGA